Dioscorea cayenensis subsp. rotundata (Guinea yam) is the source of this 2573-nucleotide messenger RNA. RefSeq names its product probable Ufm1-specific protease. The coding region runs from base 109 to 2043 and encodes 644 amino acids. The transcript has 13 exons. NCBI's taxonomy places the organism in Eukaryota, Viridiplantae, Streptophyta, Magnoliopsida, Dioscoreales, Dioscoreaceae. The record is from RefSeq and is a predicted model, not a curated record.
UUGUCCUACCGGUCCCCAAACGGACUCAAAAUCCCGCCAGCGACCGAAACGGCGACAGCCAAGCAUCCAUCACUUAGGCUUUGUUCCUCUUUCUCUCUGAUCUCUUCAAUGGCGGAGAACGGAGGACCCUCCUUGAGGAUCCUGUGCCCUAAGAAGAGGCUAGUUUUUUGCAGGGAUCCUGCCAUCUAUUGGUUGAUCGGUUCUCCUCUCUUCUUUCCCCGUUUCACCAUCAUCUCAUCUUUCCGAUGCCUCCACUCCCUCCCCGGUGAUCCCUUGUCCCCCGACUUCUCCCGAGAAGCAGAUGAUCUUAAGACAUUACUGUUGAGAGGAUUUGAUCUCAUAGGUGUGUUAAUUGUCUCUGAUGGUCAAUUAGAGGAAAAUUCUAGCAGAGCAAUAGCGACCUCUUUGAAAAUGAGAAAUUUUCUUUUCAAUUCUCAAGAAGAGUAUGAUAUGAUUGGUGCCACUUCUGAUUUGGAGUCCGGUGAAAUUCACUUUUUCUUCUCUGAAACCACAAAGCAUAAAAGUAUUCAAGCUUUGAGCAAUAUUAUAUAUGAAGCUAGUCCAGAAAAUUACAUAUGGGACACUGGUUGCCUUUUGAGGUGUGAGCUGGAAUUUAAGAUGCCUGUCUUCAUUCCUGUGAGCAGAGUGUCAGAUGCGGAUGAUAUACUUUCGUCCUCCAUCACUGCUGUUGCUGCUAAAUUUAAAGAUCCUAAUGUUGCAUACUUGAUUGAAAUGCCAAAUGUAACUGCUGAGGAAUCACCCCUUUCAGUUGUAUUGCAUGGUUCGGGUCUAGAUUUUAACCUUUCCAAAAGCAUGCCAAGCACUGAAGGGUCCAAUAUGCAAUCUCAAAUUUGUGCUGACUUCUGCUCAAAAGACAAUUGCAUCUCAUCGCCCAAUGGAGGAGAGAGUGCAGAUACAAUCCAAGUAACUAUUUUCUACAAGCAAACAAGGAGAAUUGCAAGUUCUGCUGCUCCUUCUGCACAGUAUUAUCCAGUAUCAGAACCAACUAAAGCUGGGUCUAUCAGUUUCAAGCUAGAUGUGCUCUGCUACGCAUCAAAAGACUUUCCUUUGGCUGAAGCUGUUUCUAAAUUGCUUGUACCUGGUUUAACUGAUCAGCUACUUAUUAUGAAAAGUGCUAUUAUGCCCAAGCUUCUCUCACAACAUCCACAGAUACGUCCUUAUCACUUCUUUCCCUCUGGGCUCCUACAUCCAAUAACAGCUUUAUAUGAACUUACGUAUGGGGAGAAUGAGGAAAAACAAGGUGACAUUAGAAAAUCUUUACAUUCCAGGUUGGGUUUGCCCUUGGACCGUCCUCUCUUGCGCAUUGUGAAUGCAUUAACUUUUGGCAUCAAUGGAAGUGAGGAGGGUAACUUAAAAAAAGUUGGUUCUCUCCUGCUCAGGGAUGUCCACACUGAAAUUGCAGGAAGUGGGGUUUCUGGAGGUUUCACUUUUUUGAUUGAUGGAUCAUAUGAGUACUACCAUUAUCUACAUGGUGGAAUCGAUGACAAUGGCUGGGGAUGUGCGUAUCGCUCUCUGCAAACUAUCAUAUCAUGGUUUAGACUACAGCAUUAUACAUCUGUUGAAGUUCCUUCACACAGAGCAAUUCAGCAGGCGCUUGUAGAAAUUGGUGAUAAGGAACCUUCAUUUGUUGGUUCCCGUGAAUGGAUUGGGGCUAUUGAAUUAAGCUUUGUUUUGGACAAACUUCUUGGUAUCACCUGCAAGAUCAUGAAUGUGAGGUCUGGGUCAGAGCUUCCAGAAAAAUGUAGAGAGCUUGCUAUUCAUUUUGAGACUCAAGGAACCCCUGUUAUGAUUGGUGGUGGUGUUUUGGCAUAUACCCUAUUGGGAGUUGACUUCAAUGAAGCAAAUGGUGAUUGUGCAUUUCUUAUUCUUGAUCCACACUACACUGGAAAUGAUAAUCUAAAGAAGAUUAUUAGUGGCGGAUGGUGUGGAUGGAAGAAGGCUGUUGACAGCAAGGGCAGGCACUUCUUCUUGGCCGAUAAGUUCUAUAACCUUUUGCUUCCUCAAAGACCAAACAUGGUCUGAUUAAAAGAAAUCUUAUAUUAUGACAAAAUGAAACAUGCAGUGCAAGUGGAACGGGACAACUCAGCAUACCAGAAUUGUUCCCUUAGUUAUGUCACCUUCUUCACUUUAUUGGCUCUUGUGGCAUGGCUCAUCCAGGUGAAGAUCAUUGAUUACAUUAUAUUUCUGGGGUCAGGCGAGAUAUCUAUAUCCGCGGCAGUUGAUCUAUGAGUACUUGGGGUUCCCUUUUAGUAAUUUUUCAGAAUGUAGCAUUGGUGCAAUGGGGUAAUAGUUGCCUUAUGCUUGUAUUAUAGACGGCGGAUUUCUGUUUUUCUUGGCUAAAUCUUAAACAUUUGAUUUGCCAAAGCAGCAACAGAUAAUUUAAUAGAUAACGGAAUGUGUGGGUUGGUCACCAUAUCAUGGCUCUUGGCCCCAGAGAAAGCAUCUCGGAAUGGUUGAGGAUUGUUUGUUGGAGUGUUUGGAAAACUAUUCUGUUUUGUGAUGAUCCUAUAUUGUUGGGAAAGUUAACUUUUAAAUUUUUUUUUUUUUAAUCA